Esox lucius (northern pike) is the source of this 1795-nucleotide messenger RNA. RefSeq names its product goosecoid (gene gsc). Gene Ontology annotation, molecular function: DNA-binding transcription factor activity, RNA polymerase II-specific; RNA polymerase II cis-regulatory region sequence-specific DNA binding. Bases 455 to 1180 code for a protein of 241 amino acids. The record is from RefSeq and is a predicted model, not a curated record. The transcript has 5 exons. Gene Ontology annotation, biological process: regulation of transcription by RNA polymerase II. Gene Ontology annotation, cellular component: nucleus. Lineage: Eukaryota; Metazoa; Chordata; Actinopteri; Esociformes; Esocidae.
GCCACUACACGGGCUGACCUGAGGGUGGCAGUUUCUGCCUCAAGGUUUUAGAGAUCAGGCCCCUGAUAUAUAAAGAUGCCUACGGAGAGCGGAUCCCAUUGUAUACGGCUCUCUCCGCUGUCCACAGGGCCACCAUUUACCGUCGUGAUUGACGCCAUCUAUUCAUAUAUUCGUCAUCCGCUUCUCCAGCACAGGCUCAUCUGGUUGGUGACGUCAGCGGAGUAUAUAAGGGGGCUGGAGUUCAAGUGGACCACGAAAACAAGACCUGUUUGUGAAUCCUCAGUCUUAACGCGCCCACCGGACACCGGAGUCCGUCUAACACGAGAAAACACGCCAAAGUAAACAAUCUUGAUGUUAGAACGCAGAUUGAGGAACUUUCUACAUACUUUCUCCUGACCGAAAUCGUAUUUUUAAAAGCGACGUGUUUUUUUAUCUCUACUUUCGCAUAUUGGUGAUGCCCGCUGGUAUGUUUAGCAUCGACAGUAUUCUGGCAGGGAGACCCACUGGCAAGGAUUCGGUGCUUCUCCAUCGGAAUGCUCCGGUGGUGUUUUCGAACCUCGCGGAUUCCAUCUACACCGCUGCUGAUUAUAAUGGACUGUAUUCGCACACAACCGGACCUUCGCCCCCGGGAAUUCAGGCGGUGAACGGGACUAGAAUAGGAUAUAAUAACUAUUAUUACGGACAACUGCAUGUGCAGGGCCCUACUGGCCCUGCGUGCUGUGGCGCUAUCCCUACUCUCGGCUCGCAACAGUGCCCGUGUAUUCCAACAGGUUAUGACAGCACAGGAUCCGUACUCAUCUCUCCCGUCCCGCACCAGAUGAUGUCCUAUAUGAACGUGGGCACCUUGUCUCGGACGGAGUUACAACUCCUAAACCAGCUCCACUGCCGACGCAAGAGAAGACAUCGGACCAUCUUUACCGACGAGCAGCUCGAGGCCCUGGAAAACCUCUUUCAAGAAACCAAGUACCCAGAUGUGGGCACGCGGGAACAGCUCGCGCGGAAAGUGCACCUACGGGAGGAGAAGGUCGAGGUGUGGUUCAAAAACAGACGAGCGAAAUGGAGAAGACAGAAAAGGUCGUCCUCCGAAGAGUCUGAAAAUUCACAGAAAUGGAACAAAUCUACGAAAACGCCCACAGAGAAAACUGAGGAAAACAAAAGUGACGUGGAUUCUGACAGCUGAUAUUGGUUUAACACAACUAAGACAAAAUACAUGCAUAAUCGCGAAUGUUGUUUGGACUUGUACAUAGUGUAAAUGUCACGUGGACUGAAGUAAUGAUAUGUGUUGCCACGAUGUUGCACAGUUGUAUAGUAAAUCUUAGUUUUGUUAUUGCUAUGGGGUAGGCUAUUUAUAUUUAAUUUAAAGUGUAAUAUUACUUAUACAGUCCUGAAAAUGUGAUGCCUGGAUACAUUUUCUGGCGUCUCAGUAUUUCGCGAUCUGUCGACUUUUCAUAUGGAAAUUACUAAAUGUUAUAAAUAUGAUAUAAUUUUAUUUUACUCUAGUGGUUCCUCACCACGAUUUACCGCAAAUAAUUUUCUGAAAUGGCAUCCAUGGGAUAAUAUAUUUUAGAGUUGCAGUCACAAACGUACAUGGAACUUUAGCCUAGACGCUGGCAACCUUCAAAAAAGGCCUAGGGCCUACCUAAAAAUAAAAACAAGUGCAUUUGUCAACUCUUUUAACAUAGCCUACCUACAGACGUGUUUGGGGAUUUGACUGAAACGUAAUGUCUAUAUGUUGCAAUUAUUGAUAAUUACACUAACAAUGAAUAUACAUUAAAUCAUAUAUGAAUCAUCUCUA